GACAAGGGACAAGUGAAUUUUGAGGUUGGCAUUUCGAUGUCAGGAUGGCGACUGUUGGUAACGCUUUUGAAUCGUUUCAAACAGUCGUACGAGGGAACGAUUUUCUCGCGACACGAAUCAAAUUUGUGUGAGAUAAAUGUUAUUUGAAUGUUUUUACUGAACUAACGCGUGUAUAGAUUUUUAUAGCGAAUUAAUUAGCACCGAGAGAGAAAAAUAUAUUUAUUAUGUAUUUAUGGCGCAAUCGAUUUAGAAAGUUUGACGAUUGUUAUUAGUAGAAUAGAAUAAAUCAUUGUUUGUCACGAAAAGUGUUUUCGCAUAUUUGUAAUGUCAUUCAACGAUACGAUUACCGUAUACGUGUGUAACAGCAACUGACAGAAUAUUCGUGAUAAUUUUUUAUAUUUGCAUUGCGACAAUAAUAGCCACAAGGUUAUGUCGCGUUGCUCUCGCGAAAGUAACAUUACGAUCGAAAAAGAUCCACGGUAAAACAUCGUUUACCAAUAGUAACCAUUUUAUUGAAUUGUACAUUCUACGAAGAUGAGCGGGGAAGUGGAAUACAAUGUUGCUGCUAGAUAUCGAACAGUUAGAAAGCAUUUGGACAACUUAGGCUACCAACAAGCGUUGCCGCUGGAUGCUUUACCUCUGAUAGAGCCUUUACUGGCCGAUCUCAUUCGGACUACUGACAGUCUCAAGUAUUUCAAAGCCCUUGCUAAGGAGAACAUUGAGGCGUGUAAUCAGUUGCAAUUAACAGUUGAUCCUUACAAAUGUGACAAUGUGAGAUUAGUGCAAGAGUGCAACCAGCUUCACUCAGACCUGAUAGAGGCGAAGGAAAUGCAUCAGAAACAAAUUAAGGAUCUCAAGAAACAGAUACACAGGUUAGAGUGUGAAUGUAACGAUCUGCAAUUGGCAUCCUCGCGUAAUAUACAUAAGAUAAAGGAACUGGAGGUGGAGUCAGCUGCCAAGUCUAAGAAAAUAUUGGAGCUUCAGGGCAAAUGUCUAAAACCAACCAUUGCUAACGUUGGACUUGCUGCUAAAAAGCGCCCCUGUUUUCCACCACGAAGAUCAGUUCUAGAAGCUGAACCAAUGCCAAGAACAAAAGGCAGUGGUUUACUGCCGAAAUUAAGUAACGUAGAGCCAAAGAUAAUGGAUAUCGUAAGCAUGGCGGAUCACAAGAUGAACUGUUUAAGUAAGGAGGUAACAAAAUUACGAGGGGAACUUUUAUUGCAAACCGAUACUGUAGAGACCCUUGAAAAGCAGCUUGCCACAAAAGAGAAAGAAAUAAUUCGACUAAAAAAGAUGUUGGAAGGUGGCCGUUCUUACGUUGCAGUCAACAAGGACUGCACUUGCAAGAAGAUGGAAAAAAGAACCGGUGUUGUCCAUGACAUUAUGGAAAUCGGUGAAGCGCGAAUUCUUCAGCAGGCGAAAUUAGAGCUAGAACAGCAGCUAAAAGAAGCUCUAAAUAAACAACACGAUGCUAUGUCUCAGGCAAUGAAACUAGCAGCACGAAACGAAGAACUAGAGAAAGAAUUGAGAGAUAUAGAUCACGUUGCGUUAGCUGUGGAGGCUGAUUGCAAUUCUGCAGUCAAAGAAAAUAAUAGAAGAGUUUGUAGACUUCAGGAAAAAUUAGAGGACGUCAUGACGCAAGUGCAUGUCUUAGAACGCGAAUUAACCGUGGAGCGUCGAGAGAUGCAAGAAUUAAGAGCAGAUCUAGAAGGAUGCAGGCUUGAGAAGCGUAAUAUCCAACGUACUCUGGAUUCUACAUUGGACGAGAAGAAACAGAUGACCGACAAGAUCAAUCAACUAACAAUUAUUGAAAAAAGUUUAAAUGACGAGAUAGAAAGAUUAACUAAAGAAAACGAAUGCCAAAGACAAGACAUUAAUCAGUUGCAAUGUACUAAUAGAAUAUUAGAAGAACAGAUACGUUUAAACAAUAUUGUUGAUCAAACAAAAGAAAACGGAGAGAAGAAUGAUCAGACUAAGGGAGUGAAAUCGUUGAAGAAAAAAAUUGCAUUGAAGAACAACGGAAUCGAGAAAUGCAGUAUCGACAAUCAGAAAGUGGCUAGAGACGGGGAGGCUACGAGAGACGCAAACAAUUUUGAUCUGCGAAAGCAAAUUGACGAAGCUAAUGUGAAAAUCAUGUCUUUGCAACAGUCAAUCCAACGGCUGGAAGCAGAGCGAGAUUAUUAUAGAAAAGAAUACAUCAAUUGCCGAGAUGAACAACACAGAGUAUCCAAUAAAGAUAACACUUUGUGGACGCGCAUUUGCGAAUUGAAGACCGAAUUAAGUGACAAGGAGCACGCUCUGAGCAAAGCGCAACGGCAGAGGGAAGAGCUAUACCGCGAGAGGGAGGAUCUGCAAGCGAGAUUGAAAGCCUGCAAGAAUCAUCAGAGAAGGACGUGUAUUCCUUGCAGAUUGUGCAACUUGUGUCAACCGGUUCAUAUUUGUACCUGUGCGUCGACUUCGUCGAUAUCUGCCAGAGACGUCAGCGCGACGAAGACCAUACUCGAACGUCUGGAACGAGAACGAGAUACGGCCGGGGCAGACGUCGAACGAUUGCUGGAGGAACGUGACGCGUUACGGAAGAGACUUGAGAUGAUGGUAGAUGCGCACUCGUGCGAACAGCUUCGUCUUAAACAGAUUUUAGUCGAGGCGGAAAGUCGGUUGAAAAAUAUAGAGAGAGAACGGCAGGAUUUGUUAAUUAGCCAAGGUACGAAGAGCGCGACGAUAAACGGUCUCGAGGAUCAGCUGAGCGAUCUGCAAGAGGAGCUGCGCCGCACGAAGCAGGAAUUGAUGGCUCAACGGACACAGUACUUCCAAUUACGAACGCUGCAAGAUCAGACGGAUCAGGCGUUUGGAGACGUACAGAAUCAACUGUCGCGUGCCGAAUCGGAAUUAAACAAGGCGCUGGACCGGAAUGCGAGUAUGGAGCAGCAGCAGGCGCAAUUGAAUGAUCAAAUUAAGGAGCUGAAGCAGGAAAUUAAUACUUUACGCUUAAAUAUGACGCUCUUGGAUCAGGAGAAGGAUCGAUUACUAAUGGGGUUGGACGAAAAAACGGAAAAAAUUGCCACACUGGAACGAGAUUUGGAGCACAAGGACCAGCAGAUGGAGGGGUUGCAACAACAGAUUCGAGAUUUGCAACAGAAAAAUGAAAUAUGCGUCGAUCAGAGCGCGGAGCAGGAACGUCAGAUGAAAACACUGCAAUUGGAGAGAGAGGCGAUGCAGCGACAGUUCGAAACUGCGUCGGUGGACCGCGAAAACGCGAUCCAGGAGAAUCGCAAGUUGCAAGACGAUUUGGCGGCAAUGACCUGCGAAGUGCGGAAUAUGCAGCGAGAGCUGGAGACCUCGCACGCUGAGUGCUACGACCUGAAGAGACAGUUGCAGACUUACGUCAGCGAGGUCCGUCGUGCCGAAGAACUCCUGAAUCGAAAGGAGAAUGAGAGGACGGAAAUGUUGAAUCACUUCCGAAGUCUCAGUCUGGAAGCGACAGUCCUGGAGAACAAUAAUCACAGUUUGGAGUCCGAGGCAGCGGAAGCUAGAGGUGCGUUACAAAACGCGAAACAUCAGGUACUCGAUUUGGAACGUCAAUUGGCGGACAGGGAUUGUUUGGUAAAAGGCUACGAGACCCAGAUAAGCAAUCUAACGCAGAGUGUCGCUAAUGUGGAGACGCAAUUGCGACAGCAGAUUGAGCAAAGACACCGAGCCGAAGCCGAUCUAAUGGCGGUUAGGGAUUUAUGCGUGAAGCUGGAUCAACAGAAAGACAAACUUAUGGAGCAACUUGGUGAUAAAGACACUAUGAAAGCGCAUUACGAAGCGCAAUUAUCAAGGCUGAAGGCUGAGCAAACCAUUGUUCAAGAUCAGAUGAGCAGAGAUCGCGUAACUGUAGAACGAUUGGAGACUCUUCUAGACCAGGCAAGACAGGAAUCCAUCAACGCGCAAGCUACCAAUCAAGAGUUGCAAAACGAAAUCUCCAGAUUAAAGCAGAAAGUUUCUGAACUUCAAAAUAAACUAUUGUCGGAAUCUGCAGAGCUCAGACAGUACCAGACUCAGACAGCGGAAUACAGCAAACAGAUCAGCGAGCUCCGUAGACAAGUCACCAAUGAGAGGUUCGAUCGUGCGAGAAAAGAAGAAGAGAGUCGCAGGUCGUUAAAUUCAACUCCAGACAGCUUCAAUGUAGAUUUAAAUGUAGUCAUAUAAAGCACUACAUGCGAUAUCUCUCGAUUCAUAGAUGCGGCAGAAAGAAAAUAAGCGUAACGACAGAUAGGACCGAUAUAAACACCGCAAGAUGCACGAAAUGGUUUAAUGUAUCAGGCGCCAACAUAAUGUUAAAUAUAAUUUGUACAUGCAAGAGUUGUCAAUACAAAUGAUUUUAAUGUAUGCCAUGUUAAUACUGAUCUCCAUCCAGAAUAGAUUUGGAAUACAAAGUUAACAAAUUUAGCCACCAAGAAAGUAAAAGCGUUUCGAGCGAUGAUAAUUCGGAUAAAAUAGAGGCGUUCAAAGUGAGUGGCGAAUAGAAUAAGAAAAAUAUUUGUACAUAAUAGAUUAAGAGUAAUGCAUAUACAUAUGAGAUAAUUAACCGUAAGGAGACAAUGCACGGUAUUGUAAAAUCAAUAAUUCUUAUGACACAAGUUUAUGAAUCAACUUCAAUUCUCAAGUGACUUUAAUUCUCAGGAUGUUUCAAAGGAAUGGCGAAAUAUGAGAUAUUUGAUAGAUGAUACAUUAAGAUUGUUAGAGUGUAUUUUAUAGAAAGAAGGAAAGAUUAAAAGAUGAAAAAGUAGAAGAAAAGGAUAGAAAAGGUAACGAUACUACACAAAGUGGUCAGUAUGAUACGUAUUUUACGAGGUUCGAAUUUUUGUAAUUGUUAAUCGAAAUUAAAGAUAAUAGGAAAAAUUUGAAGCAAUAAUUAGCGGUAUUAAACAAAUCGAAAAAGCGCUUUUCAUAGUACAGAAAUGAAGUAAUUUAACUGAGUAUUUCAUUUAAAGUACAAUAAAAAUAUACAUGUUAA
Molecule: messenger RNA, 4999 nt
Organism: Ooceraea biroi (clonal raider ant)
Lineage: Eukaryota; Metazoa; Arthropoda; Insecta; Hymenoptera; Formicidae
Product: Centrosomal protein 135kDa
Source: RefSeq, a predicted model, not a curated record